AUGUCACUAAACAACAGCGCCAUGAAAUCGCUAGAUAGCUCGCAGGAAAUACCUAGUACUAAAUCAAAUAAUGAAAUCAGCCAAGUUGAACCAAAGAUGUUUGGAAAUACCAUAAAUAAAAAGAAGUGCGUUAGUAAUGUUAAGUCAAAUUGCUCCGCAUUCAAUACCAAAAAGAAACAUUCAUCCACUUCCAAAAAACCAAGUAAGUCUAUUAAUCAAAACAAAGAAAAUCGAGUUCACAAAAAUGCAUGUCCUUCAAAGAAAGAACGAUCGAGCAAAAAGCUGAAGGAACUUUUUGGAGACGACCGGGAAGCUGUAAAACGUGAUAAAACUGGGAUACAAGAAAUAGAUACAGAAUUUAAAAAUGACGGUUUCAAAAAAGUUAGAUCGAGACAUAAGCGAAAGUCGGAAGAAUUUUUGAAAUUUGGAAGCGUCAAAAAAAGUAAGAGUGAUCCAUCAGGGGAAUCUAUUAUAAAAGCUCUAGCAGAGAAUGAAAAUAUUAUUUCAAACCAGACGAAUAAUGACCUUGUACCCAAUAAGAAAAAGAAAAAUCAACGUAAGCGGGUUAAAAAUAAGGAAAGAAAUUUUCAGCAGAAUAUUAAUAAUAACAAUAAAAUUGGUCAGCUCACAGCACAAGACGAAACUCAAAUUUUACCUAAUCAACAUUCUGAAGAAGCGAAGUCCGAUCAUGGGAUGGAUAAUGCUAAUUAUAAUACUAAUAAAGCCAGUAAGUUUGAUACCGAUGCCAUUCAAAUUUUAAAUGUUUUCUCGGUCAGUCAAGGCGAGAAUGUUGACACAAAUAAAAAGACAAAUUUAGAAACUUCAGAACCAGCCAAUUUAACGCAGCCUAUAGGCCUGAGUAUGCCGAUUUUAGACGAAACAAUAGAGUGGCAAAUUAGCCCAUUACCAAAAAUUGUGAAUGCUUCUUCAUUAAGUGAAGUUAAUAGUAUUACAUCGAAUGAAGAACAAGAAACGACUUCUAAUUCAAAAUUGGAUAUAAACAGGAAUGAAGAAAUUACUAUUGACGCCCUGGAAGGAAAGACUUCCUCUAAUUUAUCUAGUGACAAGAAUAGUAGAAGUGAACCAAAGAGACCAGUAACAAUUAAAAGCUUGCAGGAAAAUUGUCGACAGAUCUUAAACUAUGCCAAACAAAUAAUAAAAAAAUUGUCUGAUAAAGAAAUUGUGGAGGAAAAUAGUAUUAUGGAUAAAGUCGCUUGCGAUAAUCUACCUGCAGAUAACUUUAGUAAGGAUUUACUUAUUUCUACUAGUCAAACACAGAAAUCUCACGGAGAUGAUCAAACUUCACUCAUCAGCAGUGAUAUACAACAAACAAUAAAUGGAGACGUUCCAAAGAUUAUACCAAAGUUUAAUAUUACUAUAGAGAGAAGUGAUAAUGAAACGGGUGAAAGUUCUGCUAAUAUAACAAUAUCAUUUGCAGAAAGCCAAAAUGAAAGAGAUACAGGCGCCAGUACUCCUAAGAAGAAUGAUUUGGAAAAUAAAGUGAAAAAUAUGCCAGUGUCAGCUAGUUCCAUAACGAAUUUAUCGGAUCAAGAAGCAUCAAUUUCUUCGAAGGUAAAUUUAGAUUUACAAGUUAAAAAUCCCUAUGUGAUACCACCGCAAGCAGCUGCUGAAAUAUUACCAGAAUUAUUCCAAAAUAGUCCGCAAAUUAAUCAGCAAUUAUCGCCUGUAAACAAUAAAGUUAAAAAUAUGCCAGUAUUACUUAAUUCCAAACCCAAUGUAUCGCUUAAAUCGACGAUUCCUUCGAAGGUUGAUUCAGAAUUACAAGUUAAAAAUACCAGCGUGAUACCGACGCAUAAUGCUGCUAAAAUAUUACCAAAACCGUUUCAAAAUAAUUCGCAAAAUAUAUUAUCCUCUGUAGACAAAAGUACAGCUGAGCAAUCUCUGACAAUUGUUCCAAUAUGUCAGCGAACUCAACAGGAAAAUGACAAGAUAACAGAAUCUUCCAAGCAAUUUGAAAUACAAGAAAAAUCAUCGGAGCCGUCAACUUUGCUAUUGCCAGCAAGUCAAAAUAAUUUAGUUUCGCUUCUUUGCCCUCCGAAUCCAAUAACGAUAACUCCAUUAAAUGACCAAUACAAAAUUAUCAAUUUACCAGUUUUUCCUUCCUCUAAUUCUUAUGCUUUUGGAUUAGUACAAUCUGGAAUUUCACAGGAGAAAAUUGUGCUAACCAAACCUUCUGAGCGUUUAGUCAAUAUCGCUCCUGACAAUGCCCAACAUAAACUACCUGACAUACAAGUUAACGAAAUUAGGCAUUCUUCAGAUUCACAAACAAGGAUUUUCUCAUCAAACAAUCAGUUCAUAAGAUCUUCUGAUUCUGUAAUAGUGUAUUCGAAACCAUCCAUUAGUUUCCAAAAUGGACAGAAACGUACUUUACCACAGACUUUCACCAAAUGUGCGAUAGUUGUGCCAGGGACAACGAGCAGAACACACGAAAAAGCUUUUUCUCCUGCCAUUAUUUCAGAUUCGGAGAAUGUUAAUAAUGGAUCCACAGCAAGUGUGUGCAUAACUCAAUUUCAGCAUUUAGAUCAGAACCGACAUAACUUUAAUAUGGUACGUUCUGAGUUUAAUACUUCACCUCAAACUGCGACAAAUAUUUAUGACAAGAAUGCUAAUAGCGGUAGCGGCAACAUGCCAUUUGAACUUCCUGGUGAUUUACCAUUGGCAGAGACAUUGAAUGGACCUGGAAAAUCAAUAUCAUCAAAGUUUGAUGCAAUGAAUCGUGCGAAUUCUUCAAAAGCAGCUUCAAAUUUUUCAUCGAAUGUAUCUCCAAUGAAUAUAACUAAUAGCUUAUCAUCUCCUGGACAAUCGCAUAUUUCGAGUGCCAUGUCUCGAUCUGAAAACACAUCGAAUGAGACAAACGCGAGUUUUCCAAAAAUUCGAGUUAGAUCAUUGGAAAGUAUGAAUUCACAAGAAGCCGCUGCCGAUAUAAACUUACCAUCGUAUAGAAAUCGUCAUCAAAACUCGAUUAAUGCCUCAAUUGAUGAUGUCGAUUUUCAUAUGUAUAAAGAUGCAAUCUUUUUAUGUUUUGCCGUUGACAUUUCUAAUGAUAUUUUUUGUGCAGUAAAUAAUUAUAAUAAUAGACUAUCGUUUAUCAAUGCUAAUGGUAUCGAUAAAUUUCGUUAUAGAAUUAGUUUAUUGGAUUACGAUGUCUUAAGAUUAACAAGAAGAAAACGUUUAUUCAAUGCUUUAAAUUAUUUGUCGAAAAAAUACGCUUAUUCGAAUGUUACUAUACUAAGAAACAAAACUGUUUUUAAUAAAAUAUUAGACAUAGCAAAAAAAAUGUCUGAGGCGAGCGAUAUAAUUAAUCACAUUGAAUCCUUAUGUCUAACUUUGUUCGUUGAAUUAUUAAACACGCUUACAAAUUCAAAAAAUAGUGAAAGUUGUGAACCAGAUAUUUCUACAAUGCUGCUUUUACCGACUAAUUCCUUCACUCCCUCGCAAGAAUUUUUUGAAAAUUCAAAAAAACAGAAAACCAAACCUAAAGGUAAACCUAAGAAACCUAGAAGGCCUAGUCUUCGGAUAAAUGAUUCAGAUAAUACAACUGAUUUGUCGCAUCCGAACCAGCCUCUUUCCCAAAACAAAUCAUCUUCGGAUAUUCAAUUGUUGAAUCAAAAUAAUGCAUCGAAAGAAUUACCACAUACAUGGUCGAGGACAACAAGUACAGGAAAUAAAGCAUACUUUCAAAUGAUGUUUGAACAAUCUCUGAAUGGCAGACGAAAUUUGCAACAAACUUCGGCCACAAUCGAAAAAGCAGUUACUAAUAAUAUUCUACCAGUUGACAACAGAAAUAACUUUUUUCCAAUGCCACGUAUCAAUUUCCAACAAACAGCCGAAAAUGGUUCACUAUUGAAUCAAUAUAUGGGGCAGAGUAAUGUAACUAACGUUUGCUCAAACAUAGCACCCGUAAUAUCGCAAAAUCAUUAUUAUAAUAGACCAUAUGCCAAUAAUAGUUACCGCCCUGUCUCGUACUUGAAUAAUCCAAUGCAAUCUCAGCAGAUACCAUAUUCUCGAGAACAAAGUAAUUUGUUACAAUGUAGUAAUUUGGCUAUGAUACGGGCUCAAAAUAAUUGCAACAAUAUGAACAAUUAUAGACCAUUUAUGAACAGUUUCAAUAAUAUGCACCAAGUUUCUUUUCAAAAUUGUGCACCGACGACUAGUGCUACAGCAGGGGUAUCCACCAAUAAUCAAAAUAGUAUGUGCAAUAACCUUUAUCAAAGAAAUCAGAAUCUGGGUUGUCGUUUCGGUCAAGGUGUUCCAAAUUACAAUAACGUGCAAAUGAUUUCAAAUCCUUUCCAAAACUUGCCGAAUAUAAGUUCUAUAAUUGAAAAUAGUUCUGUACAAGACCCUACGCAAAUGCAGUUUCAACCAGCUUCGGCCAUGAACGACAGAAUUGGAAAUCCAUCAUUAAAUUCUCAAACUUGCGGAGCACAAAAUGCCUUCACUGGACACAUUGAUUCAACACAAAAUUUCUUAAUAAAUCGCCCUGCAGAAAAUAGUGUUGUUGGAACUAAUUCAUCGUAUGUAAACACUGCGAAUGGGCCCAUGAUGCAAAAUAAUCAAUCUGAGCAAGAUGCACCAAUGAAUAUUACAAAUGAUCAUCCAGAAGUAGCAAAAACGAUGGAUAAACCAUGCCAAUCAGUUCAUAUGGUAGGUGAAAAGCUGUGUUCCAAAGAAGGGCAAACAACUGAAAUAGUCAGUUCUAUUUAUUAUUCACUCCUUUCCAACAAAAAUAGUAGAUGCACCAUGUCAAGAAAUCUCAAGAAGCAAGAUCCUGCGCCUAUGAAUUCUCACCAGGAUACUGAGAAAGCUUCAUCUGAUGGAGAUGAUAUUAUAGAUGGGCCACGGAUAAUUUAUUGUACUAUGUGCGACAUGAUAGCUAAAAUCCAAUGCACUAUAUGUAAAGCAGCAUGUUACUGCUCAAUCGCAUGUCAAGUUUCAUUAAAAAACAAUAUGUUGAAAGGAGUUAUAUUAAUAGGUGGUCCUCAAAAAGGAACAAGGUUUAGACCCUUGUCUCUCGAUGUUCCUAAACCACUCUUUCCAGUUGCCGGCUUACCAAUAAUACAACAUCAUGUUGAAGCUUGCGUAUCUACAAGAAUUUACUGCUUUAGGAACUGCUGGUGGAAUGUAUCAUUUCGAGAUUUUAUUCGGGGAGGAUCUCCAGAAGCUUUCUUUAUUUUAAAUGGUGAUGUUUGUGCUGAUUUUCCAUUACAGAAAUUACUUGAAUUUCAUAAGAAACAAAAUAAUGCAUUAGCAACAAUUAUGGGAACUGAAGCUACCAAAGAGCAAGCAAUUAAUUACGGCUGUCUUGUAAUGGAUAAAUUCGGAAAAGUGUUUGAACUCAACGACAGAUUAAAUAAAAAUGCAAGUGGAUCACAAAGAACAGUUGAACAAUCACGUACAAGAAAUGAUGGAAUACCGUCAAAUCCAAAUGUUUUAGAAUUUUUCAAACUUGCCAUUGCAACUUGCACACAACUAGAAUCAAUCUUCUCAAUAUCAACCAUUACUCUAUUGUUAUAA
Ctenocephalides felis (cat flea) is the source of this 5535-nucleotide messenger RNA. RefSeq lists its product as uncharacterized. Gene Ontology annotation, biological process: biosynthetic process. Gene Ontology annotation, cellular component: cytoplasm. The transcript is spliced from 8 exons. Lineage: Eukaryota; Metazoa; Arthropoda; Insecta; Siphonaptera; Pulicidae. The coding region runs from base 1 to 5535 and encodes 1844 amino acids. The record is from RefSeq and is a predicted model, not a curated record.